Messenger RNA from Tinamus guttatus (white-throated tinamou), 2003 nucleotides. RefSeq names its product HtrA serine peptidase 3 (gene HTRA3). Gene Ontology annotation, cellular component: extracellular region. The record is from RefSeq and is a predicted model, not a curated record. Gene Ontology annotation, biological process: proteolysis. NCBI's taxonomy places the organism in Eukaryota, Metazoa, Chordata, Aves, Tinamiformes, Tinamidae. Gene Ontology annotation, molecular function: protein binding; serine-type endopeptidase activity.
CUACCCCAUGGGCAAGCGCUUCGCCAAGGGCGUCUGCCAGUGCAAGCUCAGCGGGCAGGUGUGCGGCAGCGACGGGCGCACCUACGACAACGUGUGCCAGCUGAAGGCCGCCAGCCGCAAGGCGCUGCAGCACGGCCUGCACGCCAUCGCCCAGCUCCAGAAAGGCGCCUGUGAAUCGGGUCACCUACAGUCCAGCAGCCCAAGAUACAAAUUUAACUUCAUAGCAGAUGUGGUGGAAAAGAUCGCACCUGCAGUUGUGCACAUUGAACUUUUCCUCAGGCAUCCUCUUUUUGGUCGGAAUGUCCCCCUUUCCAGUGGAUCUGGGUUUAUUAUGUCAGAUUCUGGUUUAAUCGUGACCAAUGCCCACGUGGUGUCGAGCACCAAUGCCAUAUCAGGGAGACAACAACUGAAAGUGCAGCUGCAAAAUGGAGAUACCUAUGAAGCCACCAUCAAAGACAUUGACAAGAAGUCUGACAUUGCAACAAUAAAGAUUCACCCUAAGAAAAAAUUGCCUGUAUUAUUACUGGGACACUCUGCUGACCUGAGGCCAGGGGAAUUUGUGGUGGCAAUUGGAAGUCCCUUUGCCUUACAGAACACGGUGACAACAGGUAUUGUCAGCACCGCUCAGCGAGAUGGCAAAGAACUUGGCCUGAGGGACUCGGACAUGGAUUAUGUUCAGACAGAUGCUAUUAUCAACUAUGGAAAUUCUGGAGGACCUCUGGUUAAUCUGGACGGUGAAGUGAUUGGAAUUAAUACCUUAAAGGUUACAGCUGGGAUUUCCUUUGCUAUUCCUUCAGACCGCAUCACUCAGUUCCUCACAGAGUCACAUGACAAGCAAAGUAAAGAUGGGAAGAAGCGUUUCAUUGGAAUCAGAAUGCUGACAAUAACACCUGCCUUGGUGGAGGAAUUGAAACACAAUAAUCCUGAUUUCCCCGAUGUCAGAAGUGGAAUUUAUGUACAUGAAGUGGUUCCAAAUUCACCUUCUCAUAGAGGAGGGAUACAAGAUGGAGACAUCAUCGUUAAAGUCAAUGGGAGACCUUUGAUGACUUCCAGUGACCUGCAAGAGGCUGUGAUGAAUGAGUCACCUCUACUACUUGAAGUUCGGAGAGGAAAUGACGAUUUGCUAUUUAACAUUGAGCCUGAAGUUGUCAUGUAAAUAGAACUGAGGAAGCUUUCAUCAUAAUAAACUCACGUAUUCUGGAACACUAGAUACCUCCUUUACAGCUACAGUAAUUAUACUUCCUGUUGACUAAUGACAAGGUGGACUAACUUAAUUGCCUGAGCCAUUUCUGUACAUAGUAGCUAGGAUGAAUUGGAUUAUUCCUUGUAUAGAAGAUGUAACUCAAAAAAAAAAAAAAAAAAAAAAAAAAAAAAGUGUUCUGGGUUGUGUUCUGGGGAGGGAGAGGAGGAAAAAAAAAUGGUAGCUGGUAGAAAUGGGAUCCCCUUCUAGUUUCUGCAGAGUUCAGAGCAGAUUCAGUUCAGUGGUUUGAAAGACCAAAACAUUGCGGAAAGUGAGGAAACAUGCCAAAAGGGGAUUUUUUUUUUUUUUUUCUAAACUACAGUCAUGGCUGCAGCAGAACUAAGCUACUGCAAUGCAAAAUUGAGCUUUUUGUACACCAUUUUUUAUGUGAAACUGGUAUUGGCAAAGCUUGCAUUUGUUCUUAGUGCUUGUAUGCUACAUGUCAAUGCAAAUAGAUUAAAUUUGUAAAUGUAGAAAGGAACAAAAAUGGUAUCAGGCUAUAGAGUGUUACACCUAGGUCAUGCAAUUUUGGAAUAUAGUAAAUGAUUCUUAUAGAAUUAAUGCCUUAUUAUAUAUAAAUCAAAACGAUGUGCUGAACAAAGUUAAGUUUGAGAAAGUGCACAUUUUUUUUAAAUUUGAUACAAAUUAGUUUUGCGUUUUACCAGUAAGCUUGGCUGUAAAAUUGUUAUACUACUUUUGGCUUGUACUGUAUAUGUUUCUACUGUAAGGAGAUAAAAGUUUACACAAAUAAAGUGUUGCUGUA